This is a messenger RNA of Tetrahymena thermophila SB210, 4698 nucleotides long. Its product is annotated as cyclic nucleotide-binding domain protein. NCBI's taxonomy places the organism in Eukaryota, Ciliophora, Oligohymenophorea, Hymenostomatida, Tetrahymenidae. Gene Ontology annotation, cellular component: membrane. The record is from RefSeq and is a predicted model, not a curated record. The transcript has 5 exons. Gene Ontology annotation, molecular function: voltage-gated potassium channel activity. Gene Ontology annotation, biological process: potassium ion transport.
AUGAUAAUUUCUAGAAUAUAUUUUAAAUAUUUUAUUAUUAAAAAUGAUAAUAAAUUGAAUGAUUCCCAUAAAAUUAAGAAAACACUUAAAAAACCUUCGAAGUAAGGAUUGAUUAAAAUAAAUUAAAGUUAAUAAGGAUUUUUGGUGAAUGAUUCUAAAAUUGUAAAAAUUUAGCUCAAAAAAAAGAAAGAUAUUAAAGUAAUAAUUAUUAAAAAGUUUAUUUUAGAUAGAAAAUUAAUCAUCGAAUCAAAAAAAAAAUAAAUUAACAAACAAUUAUUUGAGAUGAUUUCAGAUGAUAAUUUAAUAAUAGCUAGUAAUAAUAAAUCAUUUUAAUAAUUAUAGAAUGCUUUAUUUAAAGAGGAAAAUACUUCAUACUAUCAUGGAAUUCAUACUGCUGAAUAAAAUGAUUCAAAUACGAAUUAGAAUUAAAAAAAGAAUUCGAUGCCUAAUUGUUAAUAGGCGUAUGAUUCCUUUUCUUAGAGGUUGAUUUAGUUUGAUCUUGAAAAGAAUUAGUAAAAAGUAAACGGAUAGAUAAAUUCUAACAAUUUUAUGGGUAAAAUGCAAGAGAGAAAACAUUUAUCAUACAUUAAAAGUAGAACUGGAAGGUUUAGUGAGGAAGAUUAACCUAUAAAUUAACUGAGACAUCAAUCAGUUUUGAGAAAAGUGUUUAAUAAAGUUAAAAUAUCUCUUUAAGUUAAGGCUUUCAUAAAUAAAAUGAUAUAACUAACAUAAAUAUAAAAGUAUAAAGUUUUUGAUGAAAAUCCUAUCUUUUUUAAUCUUGUUAAUGAUAAAUCUGCCUAUUAAAAUAUAGACAAUGCUCAAAUAAAAGUAACAUAAAACACUGAUAAAAGCAUACUUUAAAAAAAAAACUAAAAAAUGCUUAUAAACUCAUAAACAUAAAAAUCUUCAACAAAUUUAAGAAAUAGUUUUCAUAAAAAUAAUAAGAUAAUCAAGCAAUGUUUUUAAAAAUUAUUAAAUACGAUACCAGUUUUUUCUGCUUUUUCUAAAUUUAAUUUUAUAUGGGAUCAGCUAUAGUUAGUUUGCCUAGGGUAUUUUUUCAUUACAAUUCCUUUAUUGAUAUCAUUUAAUUAGGAGAUUUAAAAUUUUGAUUCAUCUUGGGUUGUGCAUUUGUUGAUAAGUCUCUUGCUGUUAAUAGAUAUAAUUUUUAAUUUCAACACUAGUCUUUUUUAAUAAGGAAAGGAGAUUAAAAGUAGAAUAAUAAUUGCACAGAACUAUUUAAAAAAUUAAUUUGCUUUAGAUGCUAUUACUCUUGCUUGUAUAUCAAUAUUUUUUUCACUUUAAUAUAACUCAAAAUACGCAGAAAAUACUAAUGUUUUAAACGUUUGCUCUAUUAUAUUUUUCUUGAGAUACAAAUAGUUUGGAAGAGUACUCAAAAAAAUUGAAAUGCAAUACCACUUUUCUCCUAGGAUCAGCUAAAUUUUGAGGUUAAAUAAAUUAUUUUUAACUAACAUCUAUAUAAUUCAUCUACUGGCUUGUGUUUGGAUUAUUAUAGCCAAAGUUCAAAAUGAUUAAAAUCAAACCUGGCUUCACAUCAACAACACUAUGAAUGAACCAUGGUUUAUAUAAUAUUUAAAUGCAUUUUAUUUUAACACAGUAACUAUGGUUACGGUAGGCUAUGGAGAUAUAUCUCCACAAAGUAAUUUUGAAAGACUUUUUAGUAUUUUAACUGUCCUGUCUGCAUGCGGUGUGUUUGCUUAUUCAAUUAGUGAAGUGGGGAGUAUUUUCUAAGAAAUGAACAAAUCAUCAAAGCAAAGAAAGAAUAAUUUAUUUGUAAUCAAUAAUUAUAUGAAAAAUAAGAAAAUAACUUCUGAAUUAUAGUACCAAAUUCGUUACUAUCUUGAAUAUUACUGGAAUGAAAGCCUUUCUGAAAACACUAAAGAGGAAUUAAACAUAAUUAGCCAACUUUCUAACAAUCUUAAAGAAAAUCUAAUGAUUGAAGCAAAUAAGAUUCUUGUAGUGGAAUCUCCAUUUUUUAGAGAUAACUUUUCAUUUAAAACUAUACUAAAGACGGUAUCGCUCGUUUAGGAAUAAAGAUGUACUCCUGAAGAAAUAAUAUAUUUAGAGGGAGAUUUAGAAGAAUGUUCUAUUUAUUUUAUUGAAAAAGGAUCCGUUUAACUUUUUCGUGACCACACAAGUGAAUCUAUUUUAUUUAAAAAAGAAUUCUUAGAAUGCAACACUCUCAAAGCUGGAUAAUAUUUUGGUGAAAUGUCAUUUUUUACAGGAAUGGAAAGAAAAUUUUGUGUCAGAAGCCUCGAAUUUACAACUUUAAUAAAAAUAGAAAGAGCUAAGUUUAUUGAGAUUAUAAAGGAAGUUCCAUCAGAUUAUGAAAAAUUUUGCUUGAUUAAAGACGAUAUUAUUUUUAAUAAAAAUUGGAAGCAUUCUAUGAAAAAGUGUACUUAUUGUUAACAUGUUCAAUCUGACUAAGCAUAUCAUAGUUCAAGAGAAUGUCCCAUGGUACAUUAUAUACCAAACAGCACCAGGCUUAUGGAUUAAUUCAAGUACAAUAACUCCUUAACUUAGACAGAAAGAACUUUUAUGAAAAGAUAAACUUAAAAGCACAAUAAUACUCUAGGAAGAAUUGAAUAGGUUAAAGGAUAUUAAGAUAGGAUAGCUUUUUAGGAAGAAUCUGUUCUAUUUGCUUAUAUACAUACUUACGGAUUAGAAGAUUUUUCAAAUAAUUAAGAGUCUUCUGAUAAUUCAAUCUCUAAAAGUGGAAUCAUUUCAAGUUCUAAUUCUUUUGAUGAAGAAAAAAGUUGCAGGGACAUUUAAAAUAAUAAAAAAAUAAAUGGAAGUUCAAAUUCUUUUGGAUCUUCUAAUGAAGAAGACUCAUCAUAAUUACUUUCCUCUCCUGAGAAAGAAAAAAACUUUUAAAAUUAUAUUCAAAGCAAAAAAGUUGAUAAAAAACAGAAAAUUUCUAAACAAAUAUCAAAAAGUUUAGUAAUUGAAGAAGACCAGCAAGAAUCGGAAUCUAAUCAAUAUAUGCUUUCGAUGAGUAUACAUAAAAAUAUAAAUACAUAAAAUAAGACAGACGAGAUUGUCACUAAUCCAGAUAUAGAAGAGUAACCAGAGGAUUUAAUGUAAGCACAGCUUUAAGAAAAAAUAACAAACCACUCUAUCAUUAUGAAUAAAUCUAUGCCUUUCACAAGAGAUCUUAUUAAAAAUAAACCUAUCAUAAAUGGAUUAAAUAAAAUUGAUAAUAAUGAAUUAUCUUUUGAGAGCAACUAUUGGAAUAGUUAAAGAGCUCAAAACAAAUAGUAAGAGUUAAAUUGUAUCUAAAAUCUGGAUUUAUAAAAAUAUUCAAAUUAAACUUUAGAUCUGAUUUAGGAUGGAAAUAAUAAUUCAAAGUAACUUAUUUAAACUGAAAGCAAUUAAGAACCAUAAUCGUCUAAUUAAAUAAAUAUUUCACCUUUACAAUCAAAACGAAAACCGAGAAGUUCUAUCCUUCAGUCAGUGAAAUUCAAACUACCUAAAAAGAACCUGAGUAUGAAGAAUAAAAGUCUUUAAGAUAUUAAUAUUUUUAAAGAUUAUGAUAAAGGAUAAUAAAAAGUUUCAUCAAAUGGCUCUUAAAAAAUAAAUUUAACAGAUAACAUUUUUGAUAAAACACAAUUACCAAUAAAUUAGAAAUAAAAAUAAAAUUCUCCAUUAAAAAUUCCUCAUUAUUUAACAGAAAAUUACAAAUAUUUAUCUCCAUAACAGAAAAAAACUAUUCAUAAAUUGAAAAGAUUUAGCAGUUCAGGCUAUGUAAUUUAAAAUAGUGAACCUUUUUUAAAUUCGACUUAAGAAAGUAUGGUAGCUGUGCAAAAAUCUUAAGCGAAAUAAAAAUAGCUUACGUUAAAUAAUUUAUUAUAGCAACGACUCAGUAUGUAAUUAGAUAAUUUUGCUAACAACUUUUAGAAAAUUUAGGAUAUUCUUAUAAAUCAAACUCACACAUAGAAUAUGAAUUACCAUAAUAAAAUGUCUUCAUAAUAAAAUAUUAGCAAUCAAUAAUCAAUGAAGGAAUUUGAUAAAAUGAAAAUUUUUGAAAUAUAUUUCCCUCACAAUAAUUAUGAUGAGAUCAUUUUUCAAUAGAAUUAAUUACAGCUUAACAAGAAUUAAAAAAAUAAAUAUAAAAAUGCUCUCGCCUUUUCUCCAUCUAGAAGGUUGUAACAAAAUAAAUUUGCUUCAUAAUAAAAUAAUUUUACUGGUUAAGAUAAAUUAAUCAAAGAAAUGCUUAAUAAUAACACUUUAAAUAGAUUAAAAUAUCUUAAAAAUGAAAAUAAUAAAAAGAACUCUAUUACAGAUUAAUUAUUUAUUUCUUAAUUAAGUUUGAGAAAAAGGUAAGAUACAAAUUUAUCUCUUCCUGUUGAAAACACAGACUAAUUAUCUCCAUGCAGCAAUUAAAAUUUUUUCACAUAAGCUAACUAAGAUGAAGAAAUAAACAGAGGCAAUUUUAAGUAAUAAUAUGAUCGUAAAUGCAGCAUAGAAAUCUGUAACUCAAAGACAAAUUAGCAUAACCUAAUAAUCCCUAAUUAUUUCGGUUUACAAAAAUAGACAGAAUCUCAAUCUUCAUUGUAAGGAAAAAAAAGCAGGUUCAGCAACAGAAACUCAAUAUUUAAGAAUGAGCAAAUAAGUAUUAAUAACUCAAACAAUUCUAAUGAAAAAAUAGAUGUACUCUAAAACAAUAGUAACAAAAGCUGA